Messenger RNA from Saxophila tyrrhenica, 1041 nucleotides. RefSeq lists its product as uncharacterized. Bases 1 to 1041 code for a protein of 346 amino acids. The record is from RefSeq and is a predicted model, not a curated record. Lineage: Eukaryota; Fungi; Ascomycota; Dothideomycetes; Mycosphaerellales; Extremaceae. The transcript is spliced from 2 exons. Gene Ontology annotation, molecular function: GTPase activity.
AUGGCCACGCAUGCCAUGAUCAUAAGCCUCGCCUUCCUCAAGGACGGCCAGCGCGCUGUGCGAGCUCAAGGCCAACAACGUUUCCAAUCAGAGAUUUUUCAUAUUGCUCCUCAAAAAGGUGGCACCCUCGCCUUCACCAUAUUUAACAUGGGCAGCAAAUAUGGCACCAUAAUCAUGGGCCCCGCCGGCGCUGGCAAAACCACCUUCUGCUCCGCCCUGAUCCAACACCUCCGCGCCUCGCGCCGCUCCUGCUUCUACAUCAACCUCGACCCGGCGGCGGAAGACUUCGUCUACGAGCCCGACGUCGACAUAAAAGACCUCAUCUCCCUCUCCGACGUCAUGGAAGAGCUCCACUUGGGCCCAAAUGGAGGUUUAAUCUACUGCUUCGAGUUCCUGCUCGAGAAUUUGGAUUUCUUGACCGAUCCGCUGGAGACGGUGACGGAUGAGUACAUGAUCGUGAUUGAUAUGCCGGGGCAGAUUGAGCUGUACACGCACGUGCCGAUCGUGCCGCAGCUGGUCAAGCACUUGGGACACGGGAGUUUGAACAUCAGUCUUUGCGCCGCCUACUUGCUGGAGAGCACGUUUAUUGGCGACAAAGCGAAAUUCUUCGCCGGGACGCUGAGUGCGAUGAGCGCGAUGUUGAUGAUGGAGAUUCCGCAUGUGAAUAUCUUGAGCAAGAUGGAUUUGGUGAAGGGGCAGGUUGCGCGGAGGGAUUUGAAGAAGUUUGUCGAUCCGGACAUGAGUUUGUUGCAGGAUGGGCCGGAGAGUGGGUUGGUGUAUGAGUACAAAGAGGGGGUGGAUAAUGGGGAGCCGGACCCGGCGGAGGCUGAGAGUGUGAUGUCUGGGGAGUCGUUCGCGAAGUUGAACCGGGCGGUUGGGCAGUUGAUCGACGACUUCAGUCUUGUUUCCUUCCUGAAGCUAGACGUGCAGGACGAGGAUAGUGUGGGUGCGGUGCUCAGCUACAUCGACGACGCGAUACAGUUCCACGAGGCGCAGGAGCCGAGGGAGCCGAUGGAGGUUGAGGAGAUGGAUGGGGACUAA